GUGUGUGUGGCAACAAAAACUCUCGUGAAGCAUAACACAGGCCAGGUUGCUUUGACUGAAACAAAGCGACGCUUUUAAUGUUCCCCGGGCUGUCCAGACUGACCACUAUUGAAGCUAAUUGCGCAUUCUUCAGCUAACUAUAAGGAUAGGGAGAAGCUACUGAGGGAAAACAACUCGUAACGGAGGUAACGACGUGCGGUUUGUGUGCAAACAUGGGGAGCAUCCGGGUGGAGGAGGACGUGUCGACUUUGUAAAAGGUGGACAAUUGUGAUAUCUUUUCAUACCCCAGAUACUUCAUUUGAGGCUACAACCGCAGAUGUUAAACCCAAUAGUGAACCACAUGGUGGAAACUGUAAAGCAGCAACAUGCUUCUUUGUCAUGGGCUGACUGCUCUGGCCACGGAGGACAUGUUUUAAACUAGAAGAGCGAGACCACCAUCACACAGCCAUGGGCAUUUGUUCAUCUGCUUCCAAGAUGUUGCGCAGGGUGAAGUACAUUUUCCUGCUGCUUCUCUCCCUGUCUGUGCUGGCAUGGUUUUCCAUGUUCUCAGGUGGCAGCGUAAAAUCAACACUGCUCCCCUCAGCAGCAACGCAACCUCUCAUUAAAGUAGAGGGCACGCAGGUCAUGACAAACUUGGGGACGUCAGCAGCCGUUCGUGUAAUUACCUCAACGGCAAUAGAAGAAUGUCCUAAGAAGUCGCCGCUGCUACAAGGUGCAGUGAAGCUGAACUUUGAGCCCUCCCUGAAACUGAAAGAGGUGGAGGGCGAGAACAAGCGGGUGACUGAAGGCCAGUAUCAGCCUUCCUCCUGCACAGCCAGACAGAGCGUGGCCAUCCUCAUUCCCCAUCGCAACCGAGAGCGACAUCUCCUCUACCUGCUGCACCACCUGCACCCCUUCUUACAGAGGCAGCAACUCCACUAUGCUGUUUAUGUUGUACAGCAGGCCGGUGAUGCCACUUUUAACCGUGCCAAAUUACUGAACGUGGGUUACUUAGAGGCACUUAAAGAGUACAGUUGGGACUGUUUCAUUUUCCAUGAUGUGGACCUGGUUCCUGAAAAUGAUCACAAUCUCUACAUUUGUGAUUCGCAACCCAAACACCUGGUGGUUGGCCGGAAUGCCACCGGAUACAAGCUGCAUUACAAAGGCUACUUCGGAGGAGUCACGGCAAUGAGCAGAGAGCAGUUCCGUAAAGUGAAUGGAUUUGCAAACACCUACUGGGGUUGGGGUGGAGAAGAUGAUGACCUUCGCAUCAGGGUGGAGCUGCAGAAAAUGAAGAUUGUGCGACCACCUGCUGACAUUGCACGCUACACAAUGGUGUUUCACAAACGGGACCACGGCAAUGAAGUCAACGAGGACAGGAUGAAACUGUUAAGACGAACCGCACUAGUUUGGAAAAAGGAUGGGUUGAACAGCUGCAAAUAUCAGACGCUGUCAGUGGAGAGGCUGCCGCUCUAUGUCAAUGUCACCGUAGACAUUGGGAAGCCGAAGAGCUGACACUUCAAAUAAGCUCUGCUCACUGUUAUGGCAUUUUAGAGAGGGGUGAAAAAAGUAAUACCUGCUAUUGUGAGUUAGACAUCAUACAGUAUAACGCAGGCAAGUGCAGUACACAUAUGAAGAAGCAGACGUGAACGCUCAAAUGUGGUUAAAUAUGCAAUAAUUUCACUUCAUGAUCUCAGUGAUUUCUCUGUGGCAAGGAAACUGAUCAACAAAUGUUGUCUUAUGUGAUGCAAGUCUUGAGCGUUAUUGUUCAGCUCUACAUUUGUCCAACAACACUUGUCCAAGGGCCCUAUUUGUGCAGUCAAGGAUUGCCCAAAUGUUGUUUAUGCAUUCCUUUUAUUUAUCUCAAUUGUUACAGUACGUCUACUUUGUAGCCAUGCUGGAUUCAGGACUGUGUGAGUUUUGUUUAAGUACUGAAUGUGAAGCAUCACUUUUUUUUUUUUUUUUUUUUCCCCCCCCUCCCCUUCCCCCCUUCCAAACCUAGAUUGCACUUUUUGACAUUUCAUCUACAUGUUGUACUUUUAACGUACACAAUGCUCAACAUAUCCAUGAACAAAUGUCUGGCUGUACUCAAAUUAAUGUUUGAACUCAAAUUAAUGUUUGGACUCAAAAAGUGAAGUCGCAAGAAGUGAACACUGGUACAGUAUGGCAUGUUUUGAAAUACUUGCUGGCCAAAAGACAAAGCCUUGAUAUUAUUGCAAGACCGAAUAGAACAUAGAACAUGUUCAGUAAAAGUAGUCUCAAAAGUACUGCUGUUUUGUUUUGGGUUUUUUUUAAGAUUAAAUAUAAUAUAUAUCUUAAAUAGAAAUACUUUAUACACAGCUUCAAGAGUCUGUUUCAACACUACACAAUGUGCCCCUAUGCUAUUAUGUAUUUACAGUAUAUCAUACAGACUAUUAUUCUCGACUUGUUAUUCCAGAAACAUGUUUUGCAAUACAGGUGUUCUUGGAGUAUAUAAUAAAAAGUGAUCUUCAGAUGAAUUAUAUUAAUGUAUGUAUAUAUACAAUUGACACGGUUGAGCACAUUAUUUGCAACUGACAAUUUCCAAAAUGUGCAAAAAGACUGUCCUUGUAGGAUUUAGGUGAUGCAAUGAAUCUCUAGCUGUCCUCAAAUUAAGAUAAUCUUGGUUAUUACUUUUUUUUUUUAAUUAUUAAAAUAGUCAAUGAUAUUUAUUGGCUGCCUUUUCUUAGAGGUUUCUUUUGUCCUACCAAAUUCAUCAGCCUGAAAAUAUUGGAUUUUUUUGUAUUACGUUUUAUUUUCAAAUGGGCCUUAUAUUGUUGUUGUUGUUUUGCAGGAACAUGUGAUUGGUGGUGGAUCAUUAUUACCUUAACUGUCGAAAUGUGACCAAUGAGAAUAGCCUCUUAUUAUAUAAGUAGUAAACUGCCUGCUGGCUAGUAAUGGGACUUGAGACGCACGUAUCAAUUUCAUUAUAUCUUGAAAGGGAUGUGUGGCUUCUUGUGUAUUACAACUUGGUUGUUUUGUGUCUGUGUGACCAUCAAAUGUUUCUUCCAUUUAAAGGUUGAUUGCAAAGUACUUCAAUGACACUUUCAGAUGAUCUCAGACACUUUGCUAAUCCUGAAAGACCAAUGUUGCUACAGAUGUUUCACUUUGAAACUGUCCUUUUUAGAUUCAUUAUACAACGGAUUUCAUUAUUUGAGAAUGUCAUAAGUGGAUUUAAAAAAAAUAUAUAAAUAUAAGUGGCAUUAAGUUUGGGAAAAGACAUGACUGAUACAUUUCAUAGUGGGGGAAAUGUUGAAUUAUUAUUGUCAUGUUGUCACAUGAUCUAUUGUGCUGGUGUCUUUGAUGGUAAAUUCAGCCACAAGUCACGGGUAUUUGAACUAAUAAAACAAAUAGACAGCUUUUUAGCUUGAAACGAUCUACUCACUGAUUGCAAUGCAUGGAUCUGGCCACUGGGAGGCAGAAGUAACAAGGUUGCCAUUACUGUAAUUUAGGCAACAUUUUCAGUACAAUACUGUA
Messenger RNA from Phycodurus eques (leafy seadragon), 3474 nucleotides. RefSeq names its product UDP-Gal:betaGlcNAc beta 1,4- galactosyltransferase, polypeptide 4 (gene b4galt4). The record is from RefSeq and is a predicted model, not a curated record. The transcript has 7 exons. Gene Ontology annotation, biological process: carbohydrate metabolic process. Lineage: Eukaryota; Metazoa; Chordata; Actinopteri; Syngnathiformes; Syngnathidae. Bases 448 to 1494 code for a protein of 348 amino acids. Gene Ontology annotation, molecular function: glycosyltransferase activity.